CUGGCUCUGUCAUGUGCCACCACUCACAUUUUUCGUUUGCCGCUACACGAAGCAUGGCGUCGGCCCUCGAACCCAUCGACGUCGAUGGCAUCAUCGACAAGCUCCUGAGCGUACGUGGCGCCCGCCCCGGCAAGCAGGUCAACCUCCUCGAGAGCGAGAUCCGCGCGCUCUGCCUCCACUCGCGCGAGAUCUUCCUCUCGCAGCCGAUCCUUGUCGAGCUCGAGGCGCCCAUCAAGAUCUGCGGCGACAUCCAUGGCCAGUACUACGACCUGCUUCGGCUAUUCGAGUAUGGCGGCUUCCCGCCGGACGCCAACUACCUCUUCCUCGGGGACUAUGUCGACCGCGGCAAGCAGAGCCUCGAGACCAUCUGCCUCCUCCUCGCGUACAAGAUCAAGUACCCGGAGAACUUUUUCAUCUUGCGCGGCAACCACGAAUGCGCGUCGAUCAACCGCAUCUACGGCUUUUACGACGAAUGCAAACGCCGCUACAACAUCAAGCUCUGGAAGACGUUCACCGACUGCUUCAACUGCCUCCCGGUCGCGGCGAUCGUGGACGAAAAGAUCUUUUGCAUGCACGGCGGCCUCUCGCCCGAGCUCAGCCAAAUGGAACAGAUCAAGCGCUUUGUGCGCCCGACGGACGUGCCCGACACGGGUCUUCUCUGCGAUCUGCUCUGGUCGGACCCGGAGAAGGACAUUCUCGGCUGGGGCGAGAACGACCGCGGCGUCUCGUUUACGUUUGGCCCCGAUAUUGUUAGUCAGUUUCUCAAGCGCCACGACCUCGACCUCAUCUGCCGCGCGCACCAAGUCGUCGAAGACGGCUACGAGUUCUUUGCCAAGCGCCAGCUCGUGACGCUCUUCUCGGCGCCCAACUACUGCGGCGAGUUUGACAAUGCCGGCGCCAUGAUGUCGGUCGACGAGUCGCUCAUGUGCUCGUUCCAGAUCCUCAAGCCGGCGGAGAAGAAGCAGCGCUUUGCAUACCAGGGCAUGGGCGGCGCCGGCGCGCAGCGGCCCGCAACGCCGCCGCGGAAGUAACGACGAGACCACCAGUCGAUGCUAGCUUCGCUUCUAUGCCACUUAUAUAUGCUGACUUGGAUGACGCAGCGUGUGUCACGCUUCCAUUGCAGAAAGGACAGGACGACCAGCGUCCAUGUGCACUAGAUUUAUUUCAUGGUUCAUUGCUGGAGCAGCUCGGUCUUCCAGGCCUGGAGCAGCUGGCGCAGGCGCGGCUCCCACCGCUUGAUGGCGUCGACGCCCUUCUUGCCAAGGUCCAAGCCGCCACUCGACGAGACGUGGAUCUCGUAGUCUUCGCCG
Saprolegnia diclina VS20 is the source of this 1310-nucleotide messenger RNA. Its product is annotated as serine/threonine-protein phosphatase PP1. Lineage: Eukaryota; Oomycota; Saprolegniomycetes; Saprolegniales; Saprolegniaceae. Bases 12 to 1031 code for a protein of 339 amino acids. Gene Ontology annotation, molecular function: protein serine/threonine phosphatase activity. The transcript is spliced from 3 exons. The record is from RefSeq and is a predicted model, not a curated record. Gene Ontology annotation, cellular component: nucleus; cytoplasm.